Molecule: messenger RNA, 3689 nt
Organism: Plodia interpunctella (Indianmeal moth)
Lineage: Eukaryota; Metazoa; Arthropoda; Insecta; Lepidoptera; Pyralidae
Gene: wdb
Product: serine/threonine-protein phosphatase 2A 56 kDa regulatory subunit epsilon isoform-like
Exons: 8
Coding region: 776-2152 (458 amino acids)
Biological process (GO): signal transduction; protein dephosphorylation
Cellular component (GO): protein phosphatase type 2A complex; cytosol; nucleus
Molecular function (GO): protein phosphatase activator activity
Source: RefSeq, a predicted model, not a curated record
AAUAGGUACUUUUCUACGAGUGUGGCGUUUUCGAAGCAAAGCAGACAUGAUAUUCUUCUAGUCUAAUUUUGUAAAUUGAUCGUUUCCCGCAGUGGAAAACCUCGCAGAAAUCCGUGAUUACAACAGUGGAAGUGCAAAAUCUCUUUAUAAUAUCGCGAUUGACAUUAAAAUGCGCCCUGGUUUAGAGUCGAAACGAAUGGUGAGCGAUGGCAGGAAUACUGUGAUAGGUUUUUGGUGUUAAAUUUUGCUCCGUGUCAUCACCACUAUAUUUUCAGUGUACUUUGAAAAAGGACAAUCUUAGUUUUCAAUCGCUAUUUCGAGUGUUAUUACGAUUAAAUAUUUGAUUAUUUUGGACGAUUGUUGAAGAAUUUAUAUUGUGAUUGACUGACCGGCUGAUAUUACACGAGGCUUGUAUGUAUAUGUGACUUCUGCCUUCCACUAUUGGUGACACGCCUCAUAAAAUAAAGCUAAAUUUGUGAAUCUUAAUUAUUUCUUUUUGUUAUUGUGUCAUUUUAGUGAUAUUGAUGUUUUAAAAUUACGUAACUGUUGUGGAAUCUGGAAGUGUAUAAAGAAUGGCCUGAGUGUGACCACUCCAUUACCGUCAUGUGUGACGAAGGAAUGUUUGUUUAGGCUCUAAUAUUGUGCUACGACCUUACGGGAAGUGCGCGUUCGUCUCGUGGAUUGAGCCGGAUCAUGACUCUACCCGAAUCAAAACAAGUUUUGCAUUGAUCGCUCUCGACGUUUUGUCAUUUGGGGACACUUUAUUAUUGUCAAAAUGUCUUCGGGAACGUUUGUGGACAGGAUUGAUCCUUUCGCCAAGCGAUCACUGAAGAAAAAAACGAAGAAAUCGCAAGGUUCCUCUCGGUACCGCAACACGCAGGACGUGGAGCUCCAGGCGCUGCCGCUUCUCAAAGAUGUUCCCAGCAGUGAACAGGAGGAGCUGUUUAUUCGCAAGUUACGACAGUGCUGUGUAGCUUUCGACUUCAUGGAUCCAGUCGCUGAUCUGAAGGGGAAGGAAAUUAAACGUGCCACGCUCAAUGAGCUUGUAGAGUACAUAACUGGAGGGCGCGGUGUGCUCACCGAGCCUGUCUAUCCAGAGAUCAUCAAAAUGAUCUCUGCCAACUUGUUUCGCACUUUGCCGCCGAGUGAAAAUCCUGAUUUCGACCCUGAAGAGGAUGACCCGACUCUGGAGGCUUCGUGGCCCCAUCUGCAACUAGUCUACGAGUUCUUCUUGCGCUUCCUCGAGUCAACUGACUUCCAGCCCACUAUUGGCAAGAAGGUCAUUGACCAAAAAUUUGUAUUGCAGCUUUUAGAUUUGUUCGACUCUGAAGAUCCGCGCGAGCGCGACUUCCUCAAAACGGUGCUCCACCGCAUAUACGGCAAGUUCCUCGGGCUGCGCGCGUUCAUAAGAAAACAAAUCAACAACAUAUUCCUGCGAUUUGUUUACGAAACUGAGCACUUCAACGGUGUGGGCGAGCUGCUGGAAAUAUUGGGAAGUAUAAUAAACGGCUUCGCCCUGCCGCUGAAGAGCGAGCACAAGCAGUUCCUGGUGAAGGUGCUUCUGCCGCUGCACAAAGUGAAGUGUCUGUCGCUGUACCACGCGCAGCUCGCCUACUGCGUGGUGCAGUUCCUGGAGAAGGACGCCACUCUCACCGAACCCGUGGUGCGGGGGCUGCUGAAGUUCUGGCCCAAGACUUGUUCUCAGAAAGAGGUCAUGUUCUUGGGGGAGAUAGAAGAGAUAUUGGACGUAAUUGAGCCGGCUCAAUUUGCGAAAAUCCAAGAGCCGCUCUUUAGACAAAUAGCAAAAUGUGUGUCCAGUCCACAUUUUCAGGUGGCUGAGAGAGCACUGUACUUCUGGAACAACGAAUACAUAAUGUCCCUGAUGGAGGAGAACAACCACGUGAUCAUGCCGAUCAUGUUCCCGGCGCUGUACCGCAUCAGCAAGGAGCACUGGAACCAGACCAUCGUGGCGCUCGUCUACAAUGUGCUCAAGACCUUCAUGGAGAUGAACUCCAAGCUCUUUGACGAACUCACCGCCAGCUACAAAGCGGAACGGCAAAAAGAGAAGAAGCGCGAGAAGGAGCGCGACGAGCUGUGGAAGCGGCUGGGCGAGCUGGAGCUGUCGCACAAGCGGCAGCUCGCCAACAAGUGACCGCCGCAAGCGCUAGACUAAUGCCACACCUUUUAUUUUCAAUUAUGUCCAUCUUAUAUAUAUUUUCUAUUCGAUUACCUUUGUUAGUCACCUUAUUGAUUUUUUAUACCUCUAAUGAUUCGUUCGUUAGCAUUAUAAUAUUAUACAUCCCCGUGCCUCGGGCUGCCUUCCGCUGGAGUCGCUGGCGAGAGCCGAUCCGCUGGGGUUCGGGCGGGAUUCGCGAGAAUAAUGAUUUUUUUAAUGAAAUUAACAGUCUUCAGACUAUCCCGUUUGCCCGAUUUACUAUUUUUAAUUGAAAAAUCGAGUGUUUUAAACGGAUUCUAAUGACGAGCAAACGUUUUGUUAUAAUCGGUUCAGCACACCGACGCCGGGCCGGACUCGCGCCAGCGCCGGCGGCAGCCCCAUGAUUCGGUUCGCUCGUGGGCUCCCUGGGCCGAUCUCGUUCGGCGAAUCUUUACAAAUUACUAUAGUGAGGACGCGAGGAGCGUCGGUUUCGCGUCUACGUGAAUAUUAGUUUACUUUAGGGUUUUAAUAUCGUUAAAUUGUUUAAAUAAGUUAAAGUCGUAUGUAAUCCGGAGAAGAUCGACUAUACAUAUUAACCGUAACGUAAAGUAAUCGUACUGCAUUACGGAUCACCGAUAUUUGUAUUAAACGGGCACCCAGCUUUGGCUGAUUAAGAUUGUACAAAAUGAAUAGAUAAAUUCGAUGAUGUAAUUCGUUUAGUGCGCAGCUGACAGGGCGCUGCGAGCGUUGCCUCGCCUCACUCGCAAGUGACACUACUCGCUUCACUCGCAAGUGAGGGCACUGCCGGAAGAACAUCAGCAGCCCCGCAGCGCCCUCGGCCGCCUCUGUAGAUCGUUGUAAUAAAUUUUCUUUUCAAAAUUAGAUGCUCGAUUCAACGUGUAAUUUCGUCGGACUAUCAUUUUGUUAUCAUUUUGUAUAGUUACAUAGUGUAAAUAGGCAUUUAUUUAUUAUAAAUUUAUAGCGAUGUGAUUUUUAUACAUAGCUGCGGGAGUGGGACACUAAUUGGGCAAAAUCGGUCAGAGCGAACUCGAACAUUGUAUCGACACCGGCGUAAAGUUAAUUUGAUGAUAUUGGAUUGAAGUAGACGGAUGCUAAAAGUAGAUAUAAUAAUUUGUAAGGGAAUAGUCAUUAAUUUGUAUGAUAUUACAGUAGAAUUUUGAUUUUUAUGAUCACUUUUUUAGAGGCCCGCUGCCGGACGGCCGCGCGCUUCUGUAUAUACCGAUACGAUACGCGCCGCGACCAUUGCGUAUGUAUGUAUGUACACUAUGGAGAUGUUUGUUAUGUAAAAUGUAUUAACAUUGCAAAAAUUAUAUAUGAUCUUAUAUAUAAACUCUUAUUAUAGAACACAGUAUGAAAAUAAAAAAGUUGACUCACAUGAAUUGAAUUCUUUAUGUAAGCUUGGCGCCCGCGGCUUGCAGUGUCCUUGAGCUCGCGCCCCAGAGCUCAUGAGUUGCGCAAACAGACAGACAAACAAAGAAACUGCAUUGGAAAUACACAAGAAAUUUUCACAUUA